AUUUCCAUUUUGAGUCUUUUCAAGAAUUUAGAGUGAAUUGUGCUUCUUGGUUUUUUCCAGAUUGUACCCAAGAUAUCCGAUAUUCUGUUCAACAUAAUGCCGAUAACACUUCUAACUAUUUUGCGGAGUAUUUACCACAUAAACCAAGAAACCUUCGACAAACCGAAAACUUUCCUUUUUUUAUAAGUACUAAUGAUAGCACAUAUAACAGUCUUAUUACUUUAACAGUAUCUGAUUUUACAAGUUUUCCUCCAAAUUAUGAUGAUACAACUUUUUAUUAUAUUGAAUCAGAAAUACAAACUGUACCAGUUACUCAAAAUUCGGAUAAUCUAAAAGAUCCUCAAUUUUCCAACUUAGCCAUUUUAAAUAUUCAUCCAUCGACUAGUAUGGUAGAAAUAGAAAAAGAACAAAAGAAUCGUAAUAUGGCAGAUAUUAUAGGAACCGUUGCAGCCAUUUACACUGUAAUGCUAGCAUUUUAUUUAUUUUUAUUCGAAAAACCAAUAGCUGAACCAUUUGGUUUUAUUUAUUGGCUUAGGGGAAAAGAAUUACCGGCUCUACCAACUUUUCAAACUCCACCAAUUUCUCCAUCUACACCAACUUCUCCUACUCGAUCCUCUUCUGAUCUUAUUACGAAGCAUGCUUAA
Racocetra persica is the source of this 644-nucleotide messenger RNA. The record is from the annotation of a GenBank genome assembly. Lineage: Eukaryota; Fungi; Glomeromycota; Glomeromycetes; Diversisporales; Gigasporaceae.